Messenger RNA from Oryza brachyantha (malo sina), 912 nucleotides. RefSeq names its product zinc finger AN1 domain-containing stress-associated protein 17. The transcript has a single exon. Gene Ontology annotation, molecular function: zinc ion binding. NCBI's taxonomy places the organism in Eukaryota, Viridiplantae, Streptophyta, Magnoliopsida, Poales, Poaceae. Gene Ontology annotation, cellular component: cytoplasm. The record is from RefSeq and is a predicted model, not a curated record. The coding region runs from base 192 to 746 and encodes 184 amino acids.
GCCGGAAAAGAAAAGGCAAGCCGCAUCGUCGUCGGCAAUGGCAACGCACGCAAACCCCUCCUCUAUAAAACUACACGACGACCACCACCACCACCUCGUCGCCACGCCAAAUAUCACAACACGUUUCGGAGGAAGAAGGCGGCAUCGGAGGCAAGAUUUCACCGCCGCCGGUCGCGGCUCGUCGGGGUUCCAUGGCGCGGCGGGGCACGGAGGCGUUCCCGGACCUGGGGGCGCACUGCGACAGGGAGGACUGCAACCGGCUCGACUUCCUCCCCUUCGCCUGCGAUGGCUGCGGCGGGACGUUCUGCGCGGAGCACCGGACGUACGGGGACCACGGCUGCGCGCGCGCGGCGGACCGGGGCCGCACCGUCGUCGUCUGCGAGGCGUGCGGCGACGCCAUCGAGCGGCGGCCCGGGGACGUGGGCGGGGAGGACGACGCCGCCGUGCUGGAGGCGCACGCGCGGUCGCGGCGCUGCGACCCGGCGAGGAAGCGCAAGCCCCGCUGCCCCGUGCCGCGGUGCAGGGAGACGCUCACCUUCUCCAACACCAGCGGGUGCAAGGGGUGCGGCCGGAAGGUGUGCCUCAAGCACCGGUUCCCCGCCGACCACGGGUGCGCCGGCGCGUCGUCGCUGGCCGGCGCCGCCGCCGCCGAGAGGAAGGCCACGCAGUGCGGGCGCGAUGCCCAGAAGAAGGAGACCGGCGGCUGGAAGCUUCCGCAAUCCGUCAGGAACUUGAAGAUUUUCUGACCUGUCACGCAACCACGCCACGGUUUCCUACGUGGGAGGACAAGCAAACAAAGUGUAAAAAAAAAAAAAGACACAGCAUUAUGAGCUGACAUUUAAUUUAUCCAACGCAUUGUCUUAUUUGAUGUAAUUAUUAAUUGGUGAUGAAGUAUUUUUUUUUCCGAAUGAA